GCACUUAAGCACUGAAGUUGUAAGACAAGUUAAUACAAGAGUAAGGAGUUAGGGUGGUGAAGACUGAUUGAAAUGGAUUCUUGGGUUAGAAUGUUAUUUAUCAUUGCUUGCAUUGUUCCAGCUUUGGUCGAGUGCAAAGUGAGGCACUAUAAAUUCCAUGUGGUGCUGAAGAAUACGACUAGGUUAUGUUCAACCAAACCCAUUGUCACCGUUAAUGGUAAGUUCCCAGGACCCACUCUUUACGCAAGGGAAGAUGAUACAGUGCUGGUCAAAGUCAGAAACCGUAUAAAUCACAACGUCACCAUCCACUGGCAUGGUGUGAGGCAACUGAGAACUGGUUGGGCUGAUGGGCCAGCAUACAUCACUCAGUGUCCAAUCCUGCCAGGAAAUUCUUAUGUGUACAACUUCACCAUUACAGGGCAAAGAGGAACACUUCUUUGGCAUGCUCAUAUUAACUGGCUAAGGUCAACUCUCCAUGGUGCCAUAGUUAUCUUGCCAAAGCGUGGUAUUCCAUACCCUUUCCCAAAACCAGAUAAAGAAUCGGUUGUGAUAUUAGGAGAAUGGUGGAAAUCUGAUACUGAAGAUGUUAUCAAUGAAGCUCUCAAUUCAGGAGUGGCACCAAAUGUCUCAGAUGCUCACACCAUUAAUGGUCUUCCAGGGACAGUGUCCGUGGCUAAUUGUUCUACACAAGAUGUGUACAAGCUUCCUGUGGAAAGUGGCAAAACCUAUCUGUUGAGAAUUAUCAAUGCUGCACUCAAUGAGGAACUCUUCUUCAAAAUUGCUGGCCAUACCUUCACUGUAGUUGAAGUUGAUGCCACAUAUGUAAAACCAUUCAAGACUGACACAAUUCUAAUAGCCCCUGGCCAAACAACCAAUGCCCUUUUAACUGCUAACCAAAAGCCUGGUAAAUACAUAAUAGUAGCAUCUACUUUCAUGGAUACUCCAGUGGUAGCUGUGGACAACAUCACUGCUACAGCCACAUUGUCCUACAAUGACACUCUUGCCACCACCCCAACAAUUCUCACUAUCCCUCCUCCAAGAAAUGCCACCCAAGUUGCUAAUAACUUCACUAUGUCCCUUAGGAGCCUUAAUUCUCAAAAGUACCCAGCAAAUGUCCCAUUAACAAUUGAUCAUUCACUUUUUUUCACUGUUGGGUUGGGAAUUAACCCUUGUCCAUCUUGCAAAGCUGGAAAUGGAAGCAGAGUGGUGGCUGCUAUCAACAAUGUGUCAUUUGUUAUGCCAACUACUGCAUUGCUUCAGGCACAUUACUUUAACAUCAAAGGGGUGUUCAGCACUGAUUUCCCUGCUAACCCUUCUCAAGUUUACAACUACACAGGGACUCCACCAAUAGCAAGUUCACAGACCACAAAUGGCACCAAGGCUUAUAGGGUAGCAUUCAACUCCACGGUUCAGAUUGUUUUGCAGGAUACUGGGGUCAUUGCUCCUGAGAGCCACCCAGUUCAUCUUCAUGGCUUCAAUUUCUUUGUUGUUGGCACAGGAGUAGGAAAUUAUGAUCCCAAUAAGGAUCCAAAUAACUUUAAUCUUGUGGAUCCUUUUGAGAGGAACACCAUUGGAGUGCCAACUGGAGGGUGGACUGCUUUCAGAUUUAGAGUAGAUAAUCCAGGAGUGUGGUUCUUGCACUGCCAUUUCGAGGUGCACACAACAUGGGGACUAAAGAUGGCCUUUUUGGUGGACAAUGGUAAAGGUCCUGAAGAAUCAUUGGUACCCCCACCAAAAGAUCUUCCAAAAUGUUGACACUUUCAGCCAUCAAUUAAAUUAUGAACAAACAAGGGAAGGCCUUCCAAUUUAAAAAGAAGCUUUGGAAGGAUACAGAGAAGCCAGGCAGAAGAAGAGAAUGAAAACGAGGAUGGUUUUUAAAUAAGAGGGUUGUUCCCAUUGCUGUUUUUGGAGCAAAUGAGAGGAUUCUUCAUUCACGUUCUGUAAAUUAGAGCCAUGCAUUUCGGUUUUCUUUGCAGAUACACUUUUUAAUUUGGGUAUUUUUUAUUUUUAUUUUUUUAAGCUAUACUGAUCAUAUAUGUAUAGGAAUCAAUAAGGGCAUGCUUUGGUUAUUUAUUGAAAUCAAAGUUUUAUGUAAUUUACCGCAUUGUAUGGUUGACAUGUCAGAAUUAUUUACCUUAAGGAGAAUGUUAAUAUGUCAAAACU
Messenger RNA from Abrus precatorius (Indian licorice), 2163 nucleotides. RefSeq names its product laccase-4-like. The coding region runs from base 73 to 1755 and encodes 560 amino acids. Gene Ontology annotation, biological process: lignin catabolic process. The transcript has 6 exons. Gene Ontology annotation, molecular function: copper ion binding; hydroquinone:oxygen oxidoreductase activity. The record is from RefSeq and is a predicted model, not a curated record. Gene Ontology annotation, cellular component: apoplast. Lineage: Eukaryota; Viridiplantae; Streptophyta; Magnoliopsida; Fabales; Fabaceae.